Coregonus clupeaformis (lake whitefish) is the source of this 1048-nucleotide messenger RNA. RefSeq names its product dickkopf-related protein 3-like. Bases 285 to 884 code for a protein of 199 amino acids. Gene Ontology annotation, biological process: negative regulation of canonical Wnt signaling pathway; multicellular organism development. The record is from RefSeq and is a predicted model, not a curated record. NCBI's taxonomy places the organism in Eukaryota, Metazoa, Chordata, Actinopteri, Salmoniformes, Salmonidae. The transcript has 4 exons. Gene Ontology annotation, cellular component: extracellular region. Gene Ontology annotation, molecular function: receptor antagonist activity; co-receptor binding.
UCCCACAUUGUGGCAUGAACAAACAGCAUAGCAGGGGGGAGAGAGAGGGGCCUCCAGGGCCUUUAUAAGCCAUGGGGCACAAGAGGAGCUUGAUAGCAACCACUCCUGCCUGGACUGUACACACAGGACAUCUAUACUGGCUGAGACCCUCAGUUUUGAAAACUCUCUUCACUCUCUGUCUCAAUACUUCUGCAACUCCAAACCCUCUCUAUCUCACUCUCUACCAGUAAGGCAUUCGGGCAAGCUCCUUUUUUCUCUCUUCCUCUGUCAUUCUCUCUUUCUCUAUGUCAACCAGGAUUCUGUGGCUCCUGUCUCUCUGUCUGUGUAUGCCCUUGGCCCAGGGCCGUAUCUGGGCCUGGAUGCUCAACAUGCCCCACAGUCCCCCCAAGAAAGGAACCAUGGCUCUAAGGGACAGCACCCCUCCAGCCAACACCAAAGGAUCCACGGGUGUAUGUGAUCAUGACCGCGCCUGUGGUCGAAGCUUAUUCUGUGACCGUCACUUUGGGCUUUGUUUCCCUCUUCGUGGGGACGGGCAGUACUGCAGGAGGGACGCCCAGUGUGUCCGAGGACUCAGCUGCAUGUUCGGGAAGUGCCACCACCGCAUUCCUGAGGGACAAGAGGGUGCUAGGUGUAAAGUGGACAGGGACUGCGGCGAGUCUAUGUGCUGUGCCCGUUACCAUGGUGAGCAGUUGUGUAAGCGGCGUCUGAUGCGAGGCGUGGGCUGCUUCGUGCCCGAAGGCGGCCUAGCAUUCAGCAUCAACCAGAUCUGCCCAUGUGAUGAAGGCCUGCUGUGUCGUGGCGCUGUUGAGCCCAAAUGGAGAGAGGAGGAGUUUGUCUACCACCCGGACACUACAAGUUGGACCUGUCAAGCCCCUAAGCCUUGAUGAACGCUUUGAUCAAUGAAUCAGUUAUUUAUUAUGUCAUUAUCAUGUGUAUACCGAUAUGACUGUAUAUACUAUAAUGUAAAUAUCAACAAAUAGGCAAUAUAUUUUUUUUUUUACAUUUGUUGCCAGUUUGUAUUUUUUGACAAAUGCACUAUUUAGCUAGG